AACACGGAAUUGUACAACCAAAACACUCAUAAACUUCGCAAAAUUAUUCCGAACUCGUUGUCCCAGAAAAUGGAGCACGGAUAUGCUAAUAGAAUUCUUGAGGAAAAACAUUUCGAUAUCCUCUGUGAACAAGAAAUAGACGGUCAAGUCUUCCAAAGAAAGAUGGCUUCAAAGCAGGAAGUCUUAGCGAAGUACAACAUCAGCGGACAGCGUAACAAGCAUUUCGUUACUCCAGCUAGAUUUGCGAAUCCUUCAAUGUGUCAAGGAAAUAACGCAGAUUCAGCCAACAUAGGCACGGUUGCCGACAGCAACGAAGCUAUGUGCAAUUCAUACAUUGAAACAACCUUGCAUACGGCAUUCCACCUCAUCAGAAUGCCACCUCUCAAUGGUCCACAAAUCGAAGUCGUUGGCGGGUAUGCUACAGGACGGGUAGAUUGA
Ambispora gerdemannii is the source of this 438-nucleotide messenger RNA. Lineage: Eukaryota; Fungi; Glomeromycota; Glomeromycetes; Archaeosporales; Ambisporaceae. The record is from the annotation of a GenBank genome assembly.